AUGCAAUCUAUCUAUCUAUCUAUCUAUCUAUCUAUCUAUCUAUCUAUCUAUCUAUCUCAGUCUGUUCCUUCUAUCUAUCUAUCUAUCUAUCUAUCUAUCUAUCUAUCUAUCUUAGCCUACACACGCAAUAAAAAAGUGAAGGGUGGGAAAGAGGAUAAGCGUCUCACUCGCACUCCCCCACACAAAGAUAUCUAUCUAUCUAUCUAUCUAUCUAUCUAUCUAUCUAUCUAUCUAUCUAUCUAUCUAGCCUCAGCAACAAACCUCUAUGCUCAACUUGAUUGUUGUUUAUUGUCUCUCUUUCUCUUAACCCCUCAUUCUGUUAAUAUCUAUCUAUCUAUCUAUCUAUCUAUCUAUCUAUCUAUCUCAGUCUGUUUGUCUCUCUUCAUUCAUCUCAGCCUAUCUACAUCUAUCGCUGUAAAAGAGAAUCAUAUUCCCAGUGAUCUAUCUAUCUAUCUAUCUAUCUAUCUAUCUAUCUAUCUAUCUAUCUAUCUAUCUAUGCCAGUACCUUAUGUAUCUAUCUAUGUAUCUAUCUAUCUAUUACAGUGCCUUAUCUAUCUAUCUAUCUAUCUAUCUAUCUAUCUAUCUAUCUAUCUAUCACGCCUCAUCAUGGAGUAA
This is a messenger RNA of Acanthosepion pharaonis, 615 nucleotides long. Lineage: Eukaryota; Metazoa; Mollusca; Cephalopoda; Sepiida; Sepiidae. The record is from the annotation of a GenBank genome assembly.